This is a messenger RNA of Adineta steineri, 1896 nucleotides long. NCBI's taxonomy places the organism in Eukaryota, Metazoa, Rotifera, Eurotatoria, Adinetida, Adinetidae. The record is from the annotation of a GenBank genome assembly.
AUGACUUUGUUCGAAUCAUUACCCAAUGAAUUAUUGCUUAAUUGUUUUGAAUAUUUUGAUGCUUGUCAUCUACUUGCUGCUUUCUGUCUUCUUAAUUCUCGAUUUGACAAAUUACUUUACAAAUAUUUUCGAGCAUAUCAUCUCGAUCUACGACGCAUAUCUAAACAAGAUUUCAAUAUUCUAUGUAAACAACAUCUUUUUCUAAUCAUUGAUCGUAUUAUUUCACUUCAUCUAGCAGAUUAUAAUGAAACUCCAGGUUUGCUUCAUCGUUUUUUCUUUCAUGGUUUUCUUAUCGAUCAAUUUAUUCAUUUGAAAAAACUUGCAUUAUAUCGUAUUGAUUACAUAAAUGUAAUUAAGUUGCUAGGUGAUCGACAUCGUCUGUUACGUCUGUGUCAUAUAAGCAUCAGUGAAUGUAAUAUGUCUAUUAUACCACGAGAUGCGUCUUAUUCGAUCAAUCAAAUCUGGAAUCUACCGAAACUCACAUAUCUCGGUUUGGAGCGUUGUCAUCUACUUGAGAUUGAUUUUAGUCGAUUAUUAGGAAUGUCAUCUACUAUUGAACAUCUCUCAAUUCAAGCGGGUAUGGGAUGUUCAUUUAAUAAUAUAAUUCAGAUAUUACAACAUACUCCUAGUAUGCGAAUUCUUUCUAUAACUGUUGAAUCGGAGGAUGAGAAUGAACAAUUGCCAAUCAUGUUUACACCAAUUACUACAUUAAAACUCCAGUUUUAUGGUACGACACGUGCAUUAAAUAGUUUUCUUCAAAAUAUGUCUAAUUUACAUAAUUUAACAAUCGAUAUGAUUGAUAAUUACAUGAAUGGUCAUGAAUGGAAACAGAUUAUAGUCGAGCAUUUAACCAAGCUCAAGACACUUCGAUUUCGUAUGCCUAUUUAUGGAUUAAAUAGCCAUGGUAUAGAAAAGGAAAUUGAUGAAUUACUCGAUACAUUUCGAACUCCAUUUUGGCUUGAUGAACAUCAAUGGUAUGUUCGAUGUGAUUGGUACUCUGAUUUCACAUCGAGUUCGGGCUGUCUUUAUACCUUACCAUAUACCUUCGAUCUAUUUACUGGUACAGCGUAUAAACAAUCGAAGUGGACUUGUCCUGAGGAUACAAUGUACUGGAUAUUUGAUCGCGUGCAAAAACUCACUUUUCGAACUUCCAUAAAACAACCAUUUGAUAUACACUCUAUCUACUUGCCUAACAUUCAUGAUAUUAAAACCAAUCUUCCAUUACCCGAUAAGCUAUGGUCCGUCAUACCAACAUUUAAUCAUUUGACUUCAUUAAGUGUAUCAUUAUCGGAAGGAGAUACUUCGUUUAAUCUUCAAACUCUAUUAGAUCAAGCGCCUCAUCUUUAUACAUUAAUGAUCGAAGAUGAGAAUUUAUCAGCAUUACGAGUUGUAUCAAGACUUACAAGUGUAUCAAUUCGUCAGCUUGUAUUUAUUCCGUGUCUUUUACCGGAUACACAUUUUUUUGAUGAUGCCGAUUGCGCUGCAUUUGCUAGAUCAUCACUUGCACGUCAAUGUGAAGUUCUUGAAAUUCACAUUCGAUCGCGAGCAAGUGUGAUGAAUCUUAUACGUACAAUGAUCAAUUUGAGAGCAAUGACAAUUUACGUUAAAGAUGAUGAUGAUAUGCAAUCAUCACCAGUCAAGCACUUACGUCGAAACUUUCUGACACGGAAAACAAACUCUAUGAGAGAUGGACUGAACUCUCUCUGGAGAAAGUUAAGCAUUCAAAAACGAAAAUUAGGUACCAUGAAAAACACUACUGAGAACGACGCAAGAUCCUCAUAUAAUACGGAACCUGAAUUAAUUGAAUGGUUACAAAAUAAUGCUCAAAGACGAUGCUGGAUUAGUUGUAGUAGUGGUUGGACAGGUGAUUUUUAUGUGAAAUGUUGGAUUGACUGA